ACAUUUGAUGUAGAGGGAUGAACUCCAUGAAAACUAACGUCAAAUAAAACUUGGUAGUUCUUAAGGCCCCUUUAUUGAUCUGCAACAGAUCAUUUCCAAGCCUGUUGGAAAGCAGGAAUCUCUACUCAUAAGAGUUAACAUGGAUAUUUCUUCUUCUGGAAUGAUACUCUGCACUCAUUGAAACCUUCUACCGGUUCUAGGAAAUGGUCCCUAGUGCUCUGGCGAAGGAAGUUACAGAAGUCUUGUGGUGGUAGUGGGCUGUAGUAAUUCAGGUUGCAGAGGGGUGGAUUUACUAUACAGGAUAGAACUGCAAAAAGACGGUGCCAUGUUCGAACGGUUCUCCCUCCUAGACGCGUGCAUACACACAAAAUCCGAAGUACUGUUGCACCUUUAAGACUUCACGUGUAUCUCAGUUGCCAAAGUAGUUACUUCUCCCUUUUCCUCUUUAUUUCAUUUACGAGCUUUCGUGGGUUACAAACAGUCCAAUCGUAGCGGACGCACACUCCCGCUGAAACAGAUCUCUUCGUCUCAAAGGAGACAAGAGUAUUUUUGAUGCCCAUUUUGUUGUAAUUUUGUCCGUUGUUGCCGGAAGGGGCCAACGCAGCUGCUACCCUUCCAAAAGCGCGCCCGCGCACUGCCUGCAAGUAACGCAAAGCAGCGCAUCAUCAGAUCGGUAGCUUUCUCCUUACAGCGCCGACUUUCUAGUUGCAGAGAGAACUACCGUGUCCUUUCUUUCCAAAAAGGCAAAGGAGCGGAACGCCACAGCCUCUGCCCUUCGCAGGAGGCAGCCGGCCAGCCUCUUCUCCCCCAUCCCGAGCAGGUCGCGUCCGCGAAGGUCCGCUUCCCCGACGACGGAGGAGGGCGCCUUCCCAGCGGGUGCGGGAGCCACCGCCAUCCCCCCUCGUUGGUCUCCCUCCCUUGGCUCGGCUCUGCCACUGAUUGGCUCUCGCUCUGGGGCUGUUUUUCCGUCCGGCUGGAUUUUCUCCACUUCCCCUCACUUAACCACCAUCCCCCACCACUCACCACCCCCGGUCCUGGCAACUGGGUGAGAAGGAAGAGAGGCAGCUGUUGCUGCUUUUCACCAUGGCUUGGGGAAACCCAGCACCCAGGGCCUGGCCUCUGGGCGUGAGAAGCUUCACCAGCGCCGCGCAAGAGAGCAGCCCGCCGUAGCUUGUCGUUGCUGCGCUGAAAAUAUUCCCAUUGUUCAUCGUGUCUGCAUGGAGAGAAAGAUGGGUGAAGCUGUUGCCAGAGUAGCAAGGAAAGUGAAUGAAACAGUUGAGAACAGAGCAGAUUUUCUGGACUUGGCUGAUUGCAAACUAAUGACCUUCCCCAUUGCCCUUUACAAAGUCAUGAGGCACGUCUCUGAAGGCAUUCAUCUCAUCACUCUAGCCAAUAAUGAGCUGAAAGCUGUGACCAGCAAGUUCAUCAUCACCUUUAGCCAGCUGAGAGAACUUAAUCUGGAAGGGAAUUACCUUCAUCGCUUGCCAGAAGAGGUCCGAACCUUGUCACAUCUGAGAGUCAUCAACCUUUCCAGGAACAAAUUUCAGCACUUUCCAGAGCAACUGACCUCCUUGCAGGCUCUUGAAACAAUCAAUCUUGAAGAGAAUGAGAUUGCAGAUGUUCCUGUUGAGAAGCUGGCCUCCAUGGAGUCUCUCCAGAGUGUGAACCUGAAGUCAAACCCUUUAAAUGAGGAAGUCCGGGUGAUUGCCAGACCACUGAUUAAGUUUGACCUCCUGACAUCUCCAGCCAUUCCCCAUGUUUGAAACAUGGCAAAUGUGGGUGUAUAGCUGUAUCUGGUCAUAGCUAUAUUGAGAAAUCGAUGCAGUGUUUGCUGAGCUAGAAAGCUACCAUAGCUUGGCUGAAGUGCCGCUGCUCCUGCAUGUAUUAGAUUUCAUGGGCUCCCAGAGUAAUUGGAAGCAGGAUGUUUUUGUCAGUGACUCUUGAAAAGAAAAUCUUUGCUGGACUGUGGACAUGUUAGAAGCACAGAGUGCCUCCAAAAAAAAAAACCCCCGCUGAUGAUCUUUUAAAUUGUUAUAGGAGAACAGUUUUCCAAGGACAAAAAGUCUUCUCUUAGACACUGUCGUGCAGAGGAAAAACAAGGACAGAAAUGGAAUACAGUGUUCACCACAUCCAGUGAAUUUAGAGCAGGAGUGACCAUUAGAUUUUAGGGUGGGAGUGACCAGCUAGAUAACUGAGGGAUGACUAACCAAGGAUGGCCAACUCAUGUACCUCAUGAAGACGUUGCAGCGUCUACUCGGUACUAGAUGGAAAUGCUACUCACCAUUGCACUUGUUUUUGCACAAGAAAACUAAUUUCAAAAGGUAUGUGUCUGACUGGCACACGCUUAAAAUAUUAGAUCUUUUCAGGAUUUGUACCUACAAGCCAGUGGGUCCUCAUUGUUUUAUUAGAGUGAUCACGGUGUCUGGCAACAUACCCAACAUACCCAGUGUCUGAAAACUUACGUGGCCAUCCAGAGCAUCAAAUGUCACCAGUUAGAUUAGCGACUUCAUAAAUAUGUGAGUGUAAAUACAAUUAUAGGACAAGUCACUAUUUCACUAUAGGAAGUAAUUUCCACUUUUGAAGAAGAGUUUCCUUAAAUCUGCUAUAUUUGAUUUUUCAAUGAAUUUCAGAUCCAGUACCACAUGAAAUCAGAAAAACCUGUUCGUGAUUGUACAUAUCUUCUUUACAAAUGGCCUUCAACCAUCCUUUUCUAAAAUAACAGAUUACUAUUCCUUGUAGGCUGUUCUUGCGUGAACAACUGAAUAAUUGUUUUUGUUUUCCUUCUUUAAUAUACUGUUUCUAGCUGAUAUUCUUUCCUCACUUUUUCUUUUUGCAGUGGUGCAGCCAAGCUCAUAUAAAGUAUAUUCAGCUUGGUAUCAUAUCACUAUUUGCCAGAGAUGCAAAAAAAUAUUUUUUCCAAAAAUACACCUUCUAGAGUUACUGCUUCAUGGUACAGUGGUUAAACUGCAGUACUGCAACAAAAACUCUGCUCAAGCGUGAGUUCAAUCCUAUGUAAUCUACUUGAGGUUGACUCAGCCUUCCAUCCUUCCAAGUUUGGUAAAAUGAGUAACCAGCUCAUGCAGAGGUGUGUGUGUG
Molecule: messenger RNA, 3096 nt
Organism: Pogona vitticeps (central bearded dragon)
Lineage: Eukaryota; Metazoa; Chordata; Lepidosauria; Squamata; Agamidae
Gene: LRRC20
Product: leucine rich repeat containing 20
Cellular component (GO): cytoplasm
Source: RefSeq, a predicted model, not a curated record